GGAGAAUCUCAACUCAUCAUCUUGCGCAUUCAACAUACUCUUGGACUUCUAAUGAAGGACCCGCUUCUGGAACCGCUCCCAUUAUCUUCUUCGGCUCACCUCGAACUCAGCGUCUCCUGUGUUCUGGUUGACUUCCUACCAGGAGAGGGUACUCCAUAUUAGGCUUAUUUUUCCUCCAUUCAACACCUUCUGUGAGAACGAAAAGCAAGUUUGGCCAUCUUCCACGCUAAGAGCUUCGGGACAAGAUGGCAGCCACAUACCAAAGCAAAGCGCUGAGCACAAAGACAGGCGACUUUGAGUGUAAAUGCAGCUACUGCCAGUAUCAAGAAGGGGAAAUUUGCCAAAGAAAGUGGAGAAUGCAAGAACACGGUCGCAAGGUGACCUGCAUCGUUUCGGAAUGUCCAGAGAUUGUCAAUAUCCUCGUCAGUCCCAACGAAGAUCUGAUGACUUGCCAUAGAGCAGUCUUAUGCUUCUACUCGGAGUUCUUCGAUGCAGCAUUUUAUGGAGGAUUGAAGGAGGCCACAGAGGGAGUGAUUCGAUUACCAGAAGAGAGUAAAAUCCAAGUAGCUGCAUUUCUGGGCUGGGUCUACUCGGGUCAAAUUCAUAGCGAAGAAAGCGCAGAGGAACUCUGGAUGUUAGGCGACAGACUUCGAAGUCCGGAAUUUGCGAACGAAGCGAUGUAUUUCAUGAUGGAUAUGUAUGGAGCAUCCAGCGUUGAGGGCGGAAGAUGGCUCAGUCCUGCCAGCCUCGAACUUGCUUUCUCUGGAACCAUGGAUGGCUCUAAGCUCCAGUUGUUUGCCCGCGAUCUUAUGAAGACCCAUGGCCCUCUUUGCCCAAGAGCUGUUGAUGAGAAAGCUUGUUUUGAUAGCUCAAAAGCUUACGAGAAAGAUUGGCACGAGUUCAUCAACAAAGGUGGGGAGCUUGCUGUAAUAAUGGCAACAGAAGUGGGCUUCUUCCAUGACUAUAUGGAAUUUGAGAGCGAUGCUCAAUCUGAACCGGCCAAGGCAGCACCAUAUGAAGCACCAAAUCAUGUCAAGUACAUGCUGACCGUAACAUCUCGGGCCCUCGAAGAAUUCGUUCAAGGCAAAAAGAGAUCUCGGGCCCUUUGAGGAAGAAGGGAAUCGACUAUGACAAAGUUGAUUUCUCAGACUUGCUCGGCAGCAGAAGCACCAUUCCGCACUCACAAUACCGUCAAUGACUUUGAAUAUCUGAGAGCCUCUAGUCUAGUCUAUGGCCAAACAUGAUACUCCUUGCUCACACUAAGUCUG
Molecule: messenger RNA, 1268 nt
Organism: Cadophora gregata
Lineage: Eukaryota; Fungi; Ascomycota; Leotiomycetes; Helotiales; Ploettnerulaceae
Exons: 2
Coding region: 246-1109 (287 amino acids)
Molecular function (GO): protein binding
Source: RefSeq, a predicted model, not a curated record